UCAGUCAGUCUCCAAAGCAGGCGCUAAAACUAUUGCCACAAGCAAGUUGCUCGUUUUUAGAAGUCGAAAGGCUUACCCACCAGGAGACGGAAAAGCCGGAAAAAAACGAGAAAUGCCAACAAAAAAAAAAAUGAAAGGAAACGCUAAAGCUGGGAGUAUACCGGUGGCAACCGCGACUGUGGUUCGGCGCCAAAUGCCGCCGCGCGCCUGCAAGACCAAGAGCCAGAGCACCGCCAGGCCCAGUCUUACUCCCAGCCGCCAGCAGCCCAGCCGCCUGGCCACGAAGCCCAGCCUGAAGCCGACCACUGGCUCCCAGGCGCCAUCGCAGACCAUCGCUAAGUCGAGGCCCACCGGUCUCGAGACGCAGCAGAAGCGCUGCCUGGAGGUGCGCAACACCUUGGGCGAACGCAGCACCCGGCACAUGAUGGCACUGCGGGCGCUCCGCCCUACUUUGGACAGCGUAAAGCCCUGGGACUCGGACGAUGAAAGCGAGUCGGUCGGAGUCGCUCCCGUAGCUGGUCCCGGAGUCGCUCCCGUAGCUGCUCCCGAAGUCGCUCGCGCUGGAGGAAACGCCGGUACAAAUCAGCCGGCACCAUUCGUGCGGCGCACCAGCAGGAGGCUCAAGAGUCUGCCUCCGUUUUAGAUUGUUGCACCUUCCACCCUCCACCUUCCAUCCACCACCUUCCACCCUCCACCUUCCACCCUCCACCUUCCCGAAUGCAUU
This is a messenger RNA of Drosophila pseudoobscura, 724 nucleotides long. RefSeq lists its product as uncharacterized. The coding region runs from base 113 to 643 and encodes 176 amino acids. The transcript has 2 exons. The record is from RefSeq and is a predicted model, not a curated record. Lineage: Eukaryota; Metazoa; Arthropoda; Insecta; Diptera; Drosophilidae.